AUGGAGUCAAUUUCGCGCAUAAGCUCGAUGCUGGAGACAGCACGCGACUUGACACUCGAGGCCGCGCGAGAUGCCGGGCCACGAAGAAGCACGAAGCCGCUGCCGGCGCAGCAGAUCAAGAAAAUGCUGGACAGCAGGAAUGAAAGAGACGUGCUCGACGGGCUGCGGAGAGUGGUUGCGAUGCAAUACUCCAAUCCUCCACAGCCGACGUUGACCUUCUUUCCUGCUGUUCUGAAGACCCUCUCAUGGCAGUAUCCAUCGACACGCCCAUUGGUCUACAAUUACUUGAUCCACCAUGCUGAGGCUGACCCAGACACUGCUUUGCUGGCGAUCAACACAAUACAAAAGUCAUUAUCCGACGCGAAUCCGAGAGUGCGGGCAAUGGCACUCAAGACCAUGUCCGGAAUUCGAGUUCCUGUCAUCUCCCAGAUUGUCAGCCUCGCCAUUAAAAAAGGCGUUAGCGACUUGUCACCCGUGGUCCGCAAGGUCGCAGCUUUGGCCUGCGUCAAAUGCAUAAAGCUUGACCCGAAUACGCGGCCGCAGGUGGGAGAGUACCUGGCCACGCUCCUGGCUGACAAGCAGUACUAUGUGGCCGGAGCUGCCGUCCAGGCCUUUCUAGAAAUAUGUCCAGAUCGCCUUGAUAUGAUCCAUCCAAACUAUCGUCGGCUCUGCAAAAUGAUCGUCGACAUGGACGAAUGGGGCCAGCUUGCGCUCAUUAAGCUCUUCACGGUCUACUCACGCAAAUGCUUUCCGCGGAGGACGAAGCGAGUCAAGAAAGCCGUCAACCAAGAGCAGCGUGCCAAAGACUUCUACGAAGACUUGGAUGAGCGGGAAGAAAACGAGGAUGACUUUGAAGAAGUCGAGCAAAUCGAUGCGGACCUGGAGCUCUUUUUGAAAUCCAUUCAGCCCCUUCUAUCGAGUCGGAACUCUGCCGUAAUCGUUGCUGUGGCUCGAGCUUACCUUUACCUCUCGCCUUCCAAACACCUACCUCAAGCUAUCGGACCGCUGAUAGCUUUGCUACGCUCUCCUCAAGACAUCAAUCAGGUUGCGCUCUACAAUAUCGUCCAAGUGUGCCUCACCGAUCCAACCUAUUUCGUGCCAUACCUGCGGCACUUCCUCAUACGAUCGAAUGAGGCCCCUCAUAUCUGGCAGCUCAAGCUGGAAAUCCUUACGCUUAUAUUCCCACACAGUCCGAAAGAGACGCAAGAUUUGAUAUUGGCAGAGCUGGAACAUUUCUCAAAAGGCCAUAAUGCCCAACUGGUCCGUGAAAGUGUUCGAGCGAUAGGACGCUGCGCGCAGGCUUCAAGUGACGCAACAUCGCGACGAUGUUUAUCAUUGCUGCUUAAGCAAAUCCGAAGCUCAGAUGCCACACUGGUCGGCGAAGCUAUGGAGGUGAUACGACAUCUCAUACAACGCGCUCCAAACGAACACCGCAAAACCGUCAUCCGACUCGCCAAGAAUCUAGACACCUUAUCUUCACCCACAGCUCGAGCAAGCAUAGUCUGGCUAGUGGGAGAAUUCGCCGGAAUCGACCCAGAAAGCAACAUCGCAGCCGACGUCCUCCGAAUCCUAAUCAAGAACUACCCUGACGAAAACGACGAAGUCCGCGCACAAAUCAUCCUCCUUGGUGCAAAAGUCUACCUCCACUAUCUCAACGCUAAAAACGAAAAGCAAAAAGCAAUCGAAGCCCUCAAUCCAGAAAAGCCGCCGCCGCAAACAUCCACGAUCCUGUCAGAUGACACUGAAGGUUUCCGUGAAGACGCUUUCUCUUCAACACCCGAGAAACCAGAAGAAGCCGAAAGCAAACCCAAAGAUCCCAUCGAACUCCUCUACGCCCACACCAUGCUUCUAGCGCGGUACACACCCUCCUACUCCCUCCGUGACCGUGCCCGUCUUUUCCGAUCUUUACUCGCAAUCGAAACCUCGACAGAACUCGCUUCUCUCUUACUCCUAGCGCCCAAACCUGUGCCGCAAGCUCCCUCGCCUUCGGAAAGUCGGAGAGAUCUCCUUCUUGGUUCUACGGCUCUGGUUCUUGGGACGGAGGUUCGAGGUUAUGAGAGGUUGCCGGAGUGGGUGACGGAGGGCGAGGAGCCGGAUUCGAGAUUGAGGGAUGAUGAAGGCGGAAAGGAGUAUGUGGCUGAUAGAGUCGUGACAGCGGCGGAGAGGUUGGAUGAACAGGCAGAGAGGGAUCACGGGUAUAGUGGGGGUAAGGUUAGGAAGGAGAAGACGUUGGAUGAUUGGUUGGAUGAGAGUGAGGAGAGUGAGAGUGAGAGUGAAGAGGAGGAGACUGAGUCGGAAGAGGAAGAGGAAGAGGACGAGGAAGAAAGUGAAUAUGAGACGGAUAGUGAGGAGGAUGAGAGGGCUGGGUUGGUGAAAUGAUGUCGCAGCGACAGAAUCUUGAGCAUUGAAUCAUUAUGAUCGAUCCCAUCUCAAGCGAACAAGUCUCUCAACCUCCCAUCCACAACCAAAAACCCUUCGCACUCCUUCUCCAAAUCACAUCCCUCUCCCUCUUGCUUCUCCACCGAUAUUUUCAGCAACCUCACACACUCCCUCAACUCCUUCCUCACAUCAUCCACGGGCGUCCCGUCCACGCCUUGGAUUUUUAACCAACAAAACAUCACACCCUUGAGUACCUCUCCCCUAUACACCACCAUCCUAGGCCAAGAAUUUCUGAUCAAAGCCUGCAUCGCCCUAGCCGAAGUCUCGAGCAAAGUCAACGUAGCAAUUCCCGUGGGAUCAGAAAGACUUUCUGAUAGCAUGGGUAAGAUGUAUUUGAUGUGUUUCACGGAAUCUAUACCGAGUUCAUCGAGAUAGAUGCCAAGUUGGUGGAAGAGGAUUUCGAGGAUGUGUGGAUGAGAGGGGCAAUGGGUAUAGCCGUAAAUGAUUCCUUUGCGAAUGAUGGUGU
Pseudocercospora fijiensis CIRAD86 is the source of this 2905-nucleotide messenger RNA. RefSeq lists its product as uncharacterized. The record is from RefSeq and is a predicted model, not a curated record. Gene Ontology annotation, biological process: vesicle-mediated transport; intracellular protein transport. Gene Ontology annotation, cellular component: membrane coat; AP-3 adaptor complex. NCBI's taxonomy places the organism in Eukaryota, Fungi, Ascomycota, Dothideomycetes, Mycosphaerellales, Mycosphaerellaceae. The transcript is spliced from 3 exons. Bases 1 to 2379 code for a protein of 792 amino acids.